AAACGCCUACAAACUGUUCGCGAUUGUCGAACAGUUGGUCGGGCAGCGGGGCGGCUGCUUCAAAUUUAAGCGCGCGAGCGCUACAUCUGCAUUUCGCAUCGUCCAGCACCUAAGCUCGUUCUUCGGCUGUUUCCCCCACAACGGUGGUUCCCCUGCGACUUGCCCACUACGUCCAACCCACAUCGUCGCGCAGGCGCCCAGCGGUUGCGGGAGCAGCACACACCUAGAACGUCAACAUGACCGACGAGUACAUAGCCCACCUGCACAGACGACUCGACGUGCUAAACCUGUGCGUCAGCCUGGCCAAGAUUUCGGCCGACGACGCGUACUUCGUGAAGGACGCACAGGCGAAGCUGCAGCUGACCAAGGAACACCAGGGGCGCAUCCGCGAACUCGGCGAGCAGUACCAACAGGCGAAGGAACAAGAGGCGGAGCUGCUGGCCGACCUCGACGUCCGUCUGCAGCUCGCCGAGUGCCAAAAGUCGUUCCUCGACAGCCUUCCACGGCGACCAGCGCCGCAGCAGGACGUCCUCGCUCGGGGCAACCAAGGUAACGGCUCGUCGGACGCCGGCGUGGGAGGCGGCGACAGGCCGCAGCCGUCGUCGCAGCGGCAGGCUGCUGGCCCUCGGUCCUGCGCCAACUGCAUCGCCUACCUGAGCGAGGGCGAGUUCGCGAGCGUCCCCAAGUACAUGAAGGGUCGCUUCACGCUCCCCGCGCUCAACAAGCUCGUCGACUCGUUCAACAAGGCGCUCGCUUCUAAGUACCAGCUGCUGGCGCUGCCCAAGUCUCGCCUCAAGGAUGCCCAGUGGAAGCGGGUGACCGCGUACCACCAGCAGGAGACGGCCGAGACCAAGAGGCUCUGCUUCCUGGUCGACGACGACCUGACCAAGGGAGGCGGGUUCGAGUCAACCCGCGUCGUCACCCAGUUCAUGGUGGUGAUGCGCCACUGCGGGAGGAUACGCGAGAUCCGAGGGCCCGAACGUAUCGUGCGCUAUGUAGCGGUCUGAUUGGACUUUUCGUUAACUUUUUUGUCUCCAUGUUCUGUACUGAUUUUAGUCUAUUUUAAACAUUUUAUAUAUGUACGAAGCGCUUACGAUGGCCUCAUGGAAACGUGUUCUUCACACUGAGAAUAAACAAUGAGCUUCGAUCUGUAA
Messenger RNA from Dermacentor andersoni, 1154 nucleotides. RefSeq lists its product as uncharacterized. Gene Ontology annotation, molecular function: microtubule binding. Gene Ontology annotation, cellular component: spindle microtubule; mitotic spindle; outer kinetochore. NCBI's taxonomy places the organism in Eukaryota, Metazoa, Arthropoda, Arachnida, Ixodida, Ixodidae. Gene Ontology annotation, biological process: chromosome segregation; mitotic cell cycle; regulation of microtubule polymerization or depolymerization. The record is from RefSeq and is a predicted model, not a curated record.